Dovyalis caffra is the source of this 327-nucleotide messenger RNA. NCBI's taxonomy places the organism in Eukaryota, Viridiplantae, Streptophyta, Magnoliopsida, Malpighiales, Salicaceae. The record is from the annotation of a GenBank genome assembly.
AUGUAUAGUGAUCUGGGGAGACCUUUAACUCUAUACGAACAUGCAUAUCCUAACUCCCAGAUGUGGAAAGCAUUGCGUACGGAAAAGCUGCUACGUUUUCAUGUCAUGGACAACUUCUUGAAGAAGCUAGAAAAAAGUCAGGAGGGGACAAAAGUUGGUGAUAAAGCAGCUAAUGAGAGCACUCAGAAGCAGUUGAUCGACAACAAAUUUAGGGAACAAGAUCGAGAACAACCGGACACGCCUAGCAGGUAUAAAGAGAAGAUUGAAAAGGAGGGUGACACUGAUAUAAAGUUGGUGAUAACCAAGCAAUUGUUUAGAUCAGACUAG